AAGAAAAUAAAAACCAACUGGGUUGCAUCAAAACGUAACAAAACAAGAGUUUUCGGAAGGCGACGGAAUUGAAUUUGCGUAGCGCGAUGGCACUCAACAACGGACUCAGAUCUGCUGCGAAGCUUAUCGCUUCUUCUGAAUCCUCCAUCUCCAAAUCAGUGAGUAGAAAUUUUCAUUCAACUGGUGUGAAGAGGAUGGGAGGCGGACAUGGCCACAGUGAGCCACACUACAUGCAUUCAUAUCACAUGUACAACUUGGACCAGAUGAAGCAUCAGGGGUUGAAAAUGUCUCUUGCAGUGUUCACUGCAUUCAGCAUCGGUGUUGCAGUUCCUGUCUUUGCAGUUGUUUUCCAGCAAAAGAAGACAGCAUCUGGUUGAUUCAUCUUAUACUUCAUUUGCAAUAAUAAUUUGGUGGAUUUGGGGAUCCUAGACUAGCAUAUUGGUUUUGGUGGUUAUUGUCGAAUUACUUUGACUGUGUUUAUGUUUAAUUUUCCAUAUGGAUUUUUCACAUAUUUGUGGUAAUAAUCAAUUUCUCUGUACUGCCAAAUACUCGUGUUUGGACAUUUUCAUUUCUUAAUACAAAGUAUAGAAUUGGAAUGUUCUUCUUUCA
Vicia villosa (hairy vetch) is the source of this 609-nucleotide messenger RNA. RefSeq lists its product as uncharacterized. The transcript has 2 exons. Lineage: Eukaryota; Viridiplantae; Streptophyta; Magnoliopsida; Fabales; Fabaceae. The record is from RefSeq and is a predicted model, not a curated record. Bases 87 to 377 code for a protein of 96 amino acids.